Hipposideros armiger (great roundleaf bat) is the source of this 2072-nucleotide messenger RNA. RefSeq names its product cholinergic receptor nicotinic alpha 9 subunit (gene CHRNA9). Gene Ontology annotation, molecular function: acetylcholine-gated monoatomic cation-selective channel activity; transmembrane signaling receptor activity. Bases 174 to 1613 code for a protein of 479 amino acids. The record is from RefSeq and is a predicted model, not a curated record. The transcript is spliced from 5 exons. Gene Ontology annotation, cellular component: postsynaptic membrane. Gene Ontology annotation, biological process: monoatomic ion transmembrane transport. Lineage: Eukaryota; Metazoa; Chordata; Mammalia; Chiroptera; Hipposideridae.
CGGGUCUGAAUCCUAGGACCUCAGACUCUCUGUGAGGUGCAAGACUGAGCUCUCCAUCAGCUACUGGAGUCUGCAGCAGAGUGGGAUCUUUGUGCCUAGACCUUUCCCAUUCACAGAGGAAAGUGGAAGACUGUGCUGUCCGGCUGAGAAUUUAUAGAGGUUCAAGAACAAAGAUGAACUGGCCCCAUUACUGCAUCUCCUUUUACUGGAUCUAUGUUGCUGCCUCUGGACUGAGGGCUGUAGAAACAGCAGACGGGAAAUAUGCUCAGAAGUUGUUUAAUGACCUUUUUGAAGAUUAUUCCAAUGCUCUCCGUCCAGUAGAAGAUACAGAUAAAGUCCUGAAUGUCACGCUGCAGAUUACACUUUCUCAGAUUAAGGAUAUGGAUGAAAGAAACCAGAUUCUGACUGUCUAUUUGUGGAUCCGCCAAAUCUGGAACGAUGCGUACCUCACGUGGGAUCGAGACCAGUAUGACGGUCUGGACUCCAUCAGGAUCCCCAGUGACCUGGUGUGGAGGCCAGAUAUUGUCCUAUAUAACAAGGCUGAUGAUGAAUCUUCUGAGCCUGUGAACACGAAUGUGGUCCUGCGUUAUGAUGGGCUGAUCACCUGGGAUGCACCAGCUAUCACUAAAAGCUCCUGUGUGGUAGAUGUCACUUACUUCCCCUUUGAUAACCAGCAGUGUAACCUGACCUUUGGUUCCUGGACCUACAAUGGCAAUCAGGUGGACAUAUUCAAUGCCCUGGACAGUGGUGACCUCUCCGACUUCAUUGAAGAUGUGGAGUGGGAGGUCCAUGGCAUGCCUGCUGUGAAGAAUGUGAUCUCCUACGGCUGCUGCUCUGAGCCUUACCCAGAUGUAACAUUCACUCUGCUUCUGAAGAGAAGGUCUUCAUUCUAUAUCGUCAACCUCCUUAUCCCAUGCGUCCUUAUAUCUUUUCUGGCUCCCUUGAGUUUUUAUCUACCAGCAGCCUCAGGGGAAAAGGUGUCCCUGGGAGUGACCAUCCUAUUGGCCAUGACUGUAUUUCAGCUUAUGGUGGCAGAGAUCAUGCCGGCCUCAGAAAAUGUCCCUCUGAUAGGCAAAUACUACAUAGCCACGAUGGCCUUGAUCACGGCCUCCACGGCCUUGACCAUUAUGGUGAUGAAUAUCCACUUCUGCGGAGCAGAGGCCCGGCCAGUGCCACACUGGGCUCGCGUGGUCAUCCUGAAAUACAUGUCCAGGAUUUUGUUUGUCUACGAUGUGGGUGAGAGCUGCCUUCGCCCCCGCCGCGACACAGAGCGGGACCACCUCAUGAAGGUUUAUGGCAAACUUCCAGAGACUAAUCUGAAGACAGCCAGGAACAAAGACCUUCCCAGAAAAAAGGAAAUGAACAAAUUCUUGAAGAAUGAUUUGAGGUGCCAGGGUGAGAACCCACAGGAUGCUGACAAUUACUGUGCACGGUACAAAGUGUUGACAAGGAAUAUCGAAUACAUUGCUAAAUGCCUCAAAGACCACAAGGCCACCAAUUCCAAGGGGAGCGAAUGGAAGAAGGUUGCAAAAGUCAUAGACCGAUUCUUCAUGUGGAUUUUUUUCAUUAUGGUAUUUGUGAUGACUAUUUUGAUCAUAGCAAAAGCAGGUUAGUGGGCAUUUGUUAUGUAGGGAUAAAUUAAUAGAAUUCCCUGUGAUCUACUCUAAUAGUCUUCCAAGUCAGAUUGAUCUAUCUAUAUUAUAGCUAUCUGUCAGAUUAAAUUAAACAGGAUGUCCAAAAUUUCAUGGGGAGGAAGCUGGAGGACAUAGAGAAGGACACUUUUAUAGCCGACCUGAGUGGUAAGUGGCUAGCUUGUAGAUCACACAUUAUUCUCCCUUUUAGCAGUGCAGAUAACAAAGUACACUAUAUUACUGUUUAAAAUUUAAAAUCAAACAAACAAAUAUUCCCCUUAGUCCCUAUUAAAACAUGCUUUUAAAAAAGGAAAAUAGUCAUGUAUUCCUUAAUGUGAUUAAAGUCUCGAUGUUAUCUUUCUCAAGCAUGGUGCAUUUCAAGCCAUUUCACAAAUGAUGAAAUAAAAAGCUCUGUCCUGAUAAAGAAAAUGUAAGGAUGAA